Molecule: messenger RNA, 1652 nt
Organism: Sebastes umbrosus (honeycomb rockfish)
Lineage: Eukaryota; Metazoa; Chordata; Actinopteri; Perciformes; Sebastidae
Gene: selenof
Product: selenoprotein F
Exons: 5
Cellular component (GO): endoplasmic reticulum lumen
Molecular function (GO): oxidoreductase activity
Source: RefSeq, a predicted model, not a curated record
GAGUUAUGAAGUUUAACGGUCAGGCGCGGCGCGGGCAGCCUCUUCCGGAAACUAAAGAGGUCCUCAGAGUAGUUCUCGCUAACAAAGCAGGCUAAGAUGUCGGGAGAGGUUUAUCUCCUGUGGCUCCUCUCGCUGCUACAAACGCUGUCGGCGUACAGUGCCGAUCUGUCGUCUGAGGCGUGCCGGGAGCUGGGCUUUUCCAGCAACCUGCUAUGCAGCUCCUGUGACCUUCUCGGGGAGUUCAGCCUCACCAAGCUCCAGCCCGACUGCGGGCAUUGCUGCCAGCAGGAGGCCCAGAUGGAAGGGCGCAAGCUCUAUGGUGGGGCCAUCCUUGAGGUGUGUGGAUGAAAAUUGGGGAGGUUCCCUCAAGUCCAAGCUUUUGUCAGGAGUGACAAGCCGAAGAUGUUCAAGGGUCUUCAGAUCAAGUACGUGAGAGGCUCAGAUCCUGUACUAAAGCUUUUGGACGAUAACGGGAACAUUGCUGAGGAGCUCAGCAUCCUCAAGUGGAACACAGACAGCGUGGAGGAGUUCCUGAGUGAGAAACUAGAGCAGAUAUAGAGGCGUGUAUGUUUGUUUGUUUUUAGUCUUUAGUUAAAAGGUCGGUUCACCCAAAUUACAACACCUCUAGUGGUGUGUAGCCAUGCGGAUAUUUUCUGUUUUAUGUGUCUGAGAUUUCUGUCUCCACCUUCAAGUAAAUGGAGUCUUGUUUGUGGUGCUCGCAGCACUGAAAAAUGACAUUUAAAAUAUUCCAACAGCAACUUGUCUUUCUAUAAAUUGUGUCCUGGUCACUGCAGAUAAACCACCUCACACACUGUCAGCGGUUUUCAUUGGAACUACUUUCUGCUGAAGAAAUAGUUCCACUGAAAACUGAGACACUAUUUCUGGAAAGAUUUGUCACUGUAAAUCAAAUUUUUCAAUGUUUUUGAGUACAACAAACAAAAAUACACUCUCCUCCAUUGUCUUUAGGUUGCAGCAGAAAUCUCAAGAGAAACUCUUGAAAGCAAAUAAAAACUAUCCUUAUGGCUAAAGUCUACUAGGAGCUACUGAGAAACAUGCUUUUUUUCAUAAUUUGGGUGAACCGACCCUUUAGUUAUUUACCAAUUUGUACACAACUUGGCCUUGAUAGAUGGUUGUUAAAUCACUAUAUGACUGUUUUUGUAUCUGAAAAUCCAGAAUUUCUUGUCUGGAUUUUACCAAAUAACUUAUGUGAGAGUCACGGAGCCCCGACAGGCAGCACACUCAAAAUAAUGAUCGACAAUACAGAUGAAUCAUGGCUCAAAGCGGGGAGGGGUUGAAAAACAAUAAUGCACAUCAUGAACUGUUUUCGUUGUCUACCUGUGGGAGUUUAUGUUCCCCUUCUGUCUGUCUGAUAUUCUCGUAUGAUUAUUUUUUUAUAACGCUCAACAUUAUGACUGAUGGGAUUUGUAGUAAGAAUGAAUCCUAGUUGCUCUCCAGAUGCAGAAGUCUUUGCCGAAGCACCCGUUAGUGAAGAGCUCACAGUAAACCAGCUUUUGGGAUGUGAGUUCUGAUGUUCAGUUUGUGUUUGUCGGCAUCUUCUGCUCUGAAGAGAAACUGGGUUUAUUUUGGAUGCUUGUUUUUGAGCGAGUGAGGUGACCGUUUAAAUAUGCAACAAUAAACAAAGUCUCCGAUGA